Callorhinchus milii (elephant shark) is the source of this 1993-nucleotide messenger RNA. It is a transcript of the gene ccn2a, whose product is annotated as cellular communication network factor 2a. Lineage: Eukaryota; Metazoa; Chordata; Chondrichthyes; Chimaeriformes; Callorhinchidae. The transcript has 5 exons. Gene Ontology annotation, biological process: cell adhesion; signal transduction. Gene Ontology annotation, cellular component: extracellular matrix; extracellular region. The coding region runs from base 77 to 1351 and encodes 424 amino acids. Gene Ontology annotation, molecular function: integrin binding; heparin binding. The record is from RefSeq and is a predicted model, not a curated record.
GAGUCGGGAGGUAUGCGGUGUGUCAGGAGGUCACAUACAAUCCGGUGUGAGGCAGGAACUGGGAAGCCAUCCAACAAUGUGGCUGUUUGCGCAGAGGCGCGUCUGCUGGUACAGCGCGCGUCACCGCCAGGAUCAGGGGAUAAAAGGCUCAGCCCUCCAGCACAGCCCCAGCAGCUGCACUCACUACAGCCACAGCACAGACUCCGACCGAACACUCUUCGCCCCUCUCCACUUUUUAACCGAGAGAUCCGCUUCGAUCGCACUGAGUUUCAGUCAGAAGACGACUCGAGAAAACUUCACCGCAGCAAAGAUGUUUGCUGGACCGGGAGGCCUGAAGUCUGCACUUUUGCUGCUUCUGGGACUGACUUGUCUGGUCAGCACUGAGGAUUGCGGUGGUCAGUGUCGCUGCCCUGAGCAGCCCCCGCUCUGUGCCCCCGGGGUGUCUCUGCUCACCGAUGCCUGCGGCUGCUGCAAGGUCUGCGCCAGACAGCUGGGAGAGGUGUGCAGCCGCCUCCAGACCUGCGACCCCCACAAAGAUCUGUUCUGCGACUUCGGAUCCUCCCAACACAGCACCGUGGGGGUCUGUGCAGCAAAAGAAAGCGCCCCUUGUGUGUUUGAUGGAGUAGUGUACAAGAACGGCGAGAGUUUUCAGAGUGGCUGCAAGUACAGCUGCACCUGUGUGGAUGGCUCCAUCGGCUGUGUCCCGGUGUGUGGUGUGCACAUCCGCCUGCCCAGCUCCGACUGCCCAUUCCCCAAGAAAGUCAAAGUGCCCGGCAAGUGCUGUGAGGAGUGGGUCUGUGAACAGCCCAAAUUCCACACCAUGGUCGGACCUGCUAUGGCAGCUUACAGAGAAGAAGCCACAUAUGGCCCUGAUCCCUCCAUGUUCCGAGCUAACUGCCUUGUUCAGACCACUGAAUGGAGUGCCUGCUCUAAGACCUGUGGUAUGGGCAUCUCCACCAGGGUAACCAACGACAACAGGGAAUGCAGACUGGAGAAGCAGAGCAGACUCUGCAUGGUUAGACCCUGCCAAUCAGACAUGAAAGAGACCAUCAAGAAAGGCAAGAAGUGUAUCCGCACUCCCAAGGUCUCCAAGCCCACCAAGUUUGAAUUGUCUGGCUGUGUGAGCGUUAAGUCUUACAGAGCCAAAUUCUGUGGUGUUUGCACCGAUGGCAGAUGCUGCACUCCUCACAGAACGACCACCCUCUCGGUCGAGUUCAAAUGUCCCGAUGGCGAGUUCAUGAAGAAGAAGAUGAUGUUCAUCAAGACCUGCGCCUGCCACUAUAACUGCCCCAUGGACAACGAUGUCUUCCAGUCCUUGUAUUACAGGAAGAUGCUGGGUGACAUGGCAUAAACCAUGUAAUCCAUCUAAGACAGAUUUUCCAUCUCAGAAGCAGAAUCACUGUAUAGCACAAAAGAAAGUAUGUAAAAGUAUUGACGUUGACCUGUUGGUUCAAAGAGACGUGGGAGGGAAGUAAUUUGCGAGGUUUGUAAAAGGAUUCACGAAAAUUGAAUCCUGCAGGUGUCUAUAUGUUUUUCAUAUAAACACACUGUGGGCUCUGCUCUGACACUGGACUCACUAAUGAGUUCCUUGAAAUCAGACAGGACCUGACAGACGAUAUCUGUGUCUGAGCAGAGUCAUUCUAGAGGGUUAUUUUUGGUCAUAUCCAGGUACCCGCAAAUUCACAACUCCCUCCCUAUUAUGAGCAACCAGAGAAUGGGAACAUGUCAUAGCACUCAGCCUAGAUUUUAAAACUACAUUAAUUAUACACUGAUAUCUAUAAUAUCAUUGUACAUAAUGUAUAUACCUGUACAGUUGUCUAAGUUAAUUUAAAUGUACGUGCCUCUUGUUGUUUAUUGCUUGGGUAAUCUAGUUUAGACUAUUGACAAAAGCAGCUGUUUUCAUUUUUUUGAACAGUAUUGUAACAUUUGAGAAGUGUGACCAAAAGUUACAUGUUUGCACUUUUCUAGUAAUAAAAUAUAUUUUUGAUACACA